UGCAACCUACACCAGUGUUUGUUGCGAAGACUUCUUCUCUAGCCAGAGUCUGCUUUAUUAUAUUGAAAAUCUUGUUCUUCUUUAGAUUUAUGAAGAUCACUUGCUUCCUUGAAUUACAACCCAAUACGCAAUUCAUCAGUUCCUCCUCGUCUCCUUACAUAUUGGUCCUGCUUGCAACAGAGAACUAGCAGGCAAAGAUGGCUACCAGAGGAGGAUCAACCGCCUCUCGCUCUUUACAAGAUACUCCCACUUGGGCGCUUGCAACAGUUUGCUUCGUCUUCGUAGCCUUGUCCAUUUUUAUUGAACAUUUGAUUCAUCGCCUCAGCUGUUGGCUCAGGAAAAACAGGAAGACUGCCUUGUUUGAAGCUGUGGAGAAGCUUAAGUCAGUCCUUAUUGUGUUGGGAUUCAUGUCUCUGAUUCUGACAUUCACUCAAUACUACAUAAUCAAAAUAUGUAUACCGAUCAAGAUUGCAAACACUAUGCUGCCCUGCGGUCAACAAUUGACCACCAAAACAACAAAAGCACUUGGAGUCUCAUUAGAAGAACGAAGAUUGGCUGUUCGAACGACUGGAUCUUCCUACGAUUACUGUGAUUCCAAGGGAAUGACAUCUCUGAUAUCAAAGCAAGGGCUCAACCAGCUUAGCAUUUUCAUCUUUGUGAUAGCUGUAAUGCAAAUUGUGUAUAGUGUUCUUACCAUGGCUUUAGGAAGGAUUAAGAUGAGGCGUUGGAAAGCUUGGGAGAGAGAGACUCGGACUGUGGAAUACCAAGCCGCUAAUGAUCCAAAUAGGUUUAGAUUCACAAGACAAACGACUUUUGGUCGUCGGCAUAUGAACUCUUGUACAAGAACAACACUACAGCUAUGGGUUAAAUGCUUUUUCAGGCAGUUCUUCAAUUCAGUGGCAAAAGUUGACUACCUUACUCUGCGUCUUGGUUUUCUUUCAGCCCAUUUAUCUCCAGAUAGCUCCUUUGAUUUCCGAAAGUACAUUCAACGAUCCCUUGAAGAUGAUUUCAAAACCGUAGUUGGUAUCAGUCCAUUCAUGUGGUUCCUGAUGGUCAUCUUCAUGCUUGUCGACGUCCAUGGGUGGCGUGUCUAUUUAUGGGUGUCAUUUCUCCCACUUUUUAUAGUGCUAGUUGUUGGAACCAAACUGGAAGUUGUGGUGGCAGAAAUGGCUCUGCAAAUAAAAGAUCAGAACAGUGUGAUCAAAGGAGCCCUUCUAGUGGAACCAAAUGACAAUCUGUUCUGGUUCAGACAUCCCAAGUUUGUCCUGACUCUCUUGCAUUAUACUUUGUUUAUGAAUGCGUUUGAGCUUGCAUUCUUUGUUUGGGUUACGUUGCAAUUUGGGAUCAAAUCUUGCUACCAUGAACAUAAAGAUAUCGUCAUUAUCAGGGUUGUCUUGGCGGUGACAGUCCAAAUCCUCUGCAGUUACAUUACUCUUCCCUUAUAUGCCCUUGUAACCCAGAUGGGGUCACAAUUCAAGAGUGCCGUGCUAGAAGAACAAACAGCAAAUACAAUAAAGGCGUGGCAUGCUAGGGCGAAAGGAAAACGAAAGAAACAAGGAUCCUUAUCAUCACGACCUGGUCACGGAUCUUCAUCUCCGAUAGAUUCCAGCGUUAGAAGCAUUAGUCCCCGUGAAACCUCCUUGCAUUCUAAUUUAGCACCAACUUUUCCUUUAGAAAGUUCUACUGGCCAUACUCAUGAGAUUGUUGAACAUGCUCAAGAUGAGUUUAACCCUCCUAUUAUUUCCCACUCUGUAGUGCAAAUAGAAAUGCCUCAUAGGACCCGAAUCCAAAGUUCAUUAGAAUCAGACGCAGUGUCGACUGGUAAUGCUGUUUCUUAGUGCGUAACUUGUUAAAGUUUUUACAUGUUAUUGUGUUUAUAACUAUAAUGUAUAUCCUUUCAAAAAAAAAAAACUAUAAUGUAUAUGAUUUAGUACCCAUGAUUUAUUUGAAAAUUAGUGAA
Molecule: messenger RNA, 1960 nt
Organism: Tripterygium wilfordii
Lineage: Eukaryota; Viridiplantae; Streptophyta; Magnoliopsida; Celastrales; Celastraceae
Product: MLO-like protein 3
Exons: 15
Coding region: 198-1838 (546 amino acids)
Biological process (GO): defense response
Cellular component (GO): membrane
Source: RefSeq, a predicted model, not a curated record